This is a messenger RNA of Kwoniella botswanensis, 1893 nucleotides long. RefSeq lists its product as uncharacterized. Gene Ontology annotation, cellular component: cytoplasm; nuclear pore; nuclear pore cytoplasmic filaments. NCBI's taxonomy places the organism in Eukaryota, Fungi, Basidiomycota, Tremellomycetes, Tremellales, Cryptococcaceae. Gene Ontology annotation, molecular function: translation initiation factor binding; phospholipid binding; inositol hexakisphosphate binding. Gene Ontology annotation, biological process: poly(A)+ mRNA export from nucleus. The coding region runs from base 1 to 1893 and encodes 630 amino acids. The transcript is spliced from 7 exons. The record is from RefSeq and is a predicted model, not a curated record.
AUGAGAUUUGCAUUGGAAGAUAGCUCAGAUGACGAGUCCAUCUCUUCUUUGGAUUAUUCAAUUUCAUCAGAUGAUGAACUUGACUUGACGCCUUCACGUAAUCCACGCUCAACACUUGGUAGGAACAUCUUAUCAGCCUACGAGACAUCCGAAGACGAGUUGAAUUCCGAAGAUGAAGUCAAUCUGGGAUUAGAUGACGAAUGGGAUGUAGUAAAGACUAAAGCUAGAGAAGGACCUAGCUGGAGGGAGAAGAAGGAAAAAUCAGUGAAGAAGGAUAUCAAAGGAAAGGGAGUAGCAAGGUCAAAGAUCACAUCCACACUGUCAUACAAAGUCCUCACCCCCAAAAAGUAUAUCCCAAUAUCUAGAAAAUCGGAAGAUCUGACGGACGAGAGAGAGGAUCAAUAUGAUCUUUGGCUCAAAACUGCCGAUCAGGAAGCAUGGAGAGACGGUCAAAAACAAGCUACAGAGCGACGAGGUCAAAUAAGAAAUAUAGCUUCCAAUGCUCGAGCGAGAUUACAAUCGCAAGAGCAAGAUAGAUUAGCUAAAGAGGCUGAAGAGCUGAGGAUGAUGAUGGAGGGGAUGACAAUGAAGCUUCAUAAGGAGGGAGAAGAGCUCGAAAGACAAUUCAAGGAACGAGAAAAGAAAUUAUGGGAUGACAUCGAUGCAGCUAUCAAAGAGGUCGAACGACGGGAAGCGGAAUUGGCAGCUGCUACAAUGGCGGCUGUGCAACGUCAAAAAGCGGAAGAGGAAGCUCGCCGAGCACAGGCUGAGAAAUUAGCUUUGGCGCAUAAAGCCGAAGAAGAUAGGAAGGCUAAGGAGCAAGUUGAGAAGGAGAGACAGGCUCAAAUUGCCAAGGAACAGGAGGAAAGAAGACAAUUGGCGGAAAAAGAAGAGGAGGAAACUAAAGCGAAAGUAGCUGCAGAGAAGGAUAGAGCCGGAGGAGAAUGGAGGAAAUGGGUCGAGAAGCAGAAAUGGAUGAAGUUCAAUGUGAUUGAACCAGUCAAAGGCGAUAGAUCCACUAAGACCACUUUAAGAGCCGGUAUGAGGUUGAUGACGAGAGGAUUAGGUCAGGUAGUAAAUACUCAGGAAAGCAUCGUCAGAGUUACGAACGACUUGCAUGCCAUCCUGACUGAACAACUCCCUUCACCUCCUUCACCCGCUUCUCCUGUUAUCCUCAAUGAUGACACAUCUAAACCCUAUGCCUACCUUCUAUCGCACCUCUCGAAAGCUCUCAUCAAGCAAGCUGAGUCUGAAGUGAACGCCAAAGCCGAUGCUGCCUUCCCCUUGGCCCGCAUCGUAUUCGGUCUGAUACUUCGUGGUCAUGCUGCUCUGGGCGAAGUACUGUUUGCGAGAUUCGUCAAGAAGUGCCCUUGGGUCAUCCCGUACUAUCCCACCCGGCAAACUAAUCAACCUCGUGAGGAAUACGAGAAAUCUACGGGCCGCGGUUCAGACGAGUCUCUCGCAGAGUACAUAUCUCGAAUGGCAGGAAUUUGUACUCUAUAUUUCGCAGUUUUGCAAACACCCUUAUCUUCUCUUAUACCUACCUUAUCAGCCCUACCACCGACACCAAGCCAACUGGAAAGCUUGAUUGUACCUCCUUUACGAUUCCCAUCGGCAUGGACAUGGCUCGCUUUGGCAUUGAAAGAUGCAUUCCCUGCCCUUCCUCCGGUCGCUCAUCUGAUAUCAACCUGGAUAGAGAUAGUAGCUCACGAAGCUGUGAACAGGUAUGGAAAAGGUCAGAUGAGCAAGAUAUGGGAGGCGAUCGAAAGAGAGGGGCUGGGUGAGGGGAAGAUUAAGGGUGAUAGUGAAGCUGCUAGACAGAGGUUGAAAUUGGUUUUGGAGAAAUGGAGAAGAGGUGAGGUGGAAGUGCCGAAAGGUAGAGUGUGGGAGUAG